Suillus fuscotomentosus is the source of this 2544-nucleotide messenger RNA. RefSeq lists its product as uncharacterized. The coding region runs from base 1 to 2544 and encodes 847 amino acids. The record is from RefSeq and is a predicted model, not a curated record. The transcript has 18 exons. NCBI's taxonomy places the organism in Eukaryota, Fungi, Basidiomycota, Agaricomycetes, Boletales, Suillaceae.
AUGUAUUGUAUGGAUGAUUCACCUGUCAACACGCAAGCUGAUGGACCGUCCAUGGUGCCCGAAACAACACCACAUGAUAUGGAUUCCGAAUAUUCAUUAGCCGAUCUCUGGAACAAGAUCAUCGGCAGUCAAACGCUCCAGCUGGAUAACGAAUUUCCGGACCUGUUUGCUGAACUGCAGGCGUACAUUGCCUCAGGACAAAUAGCCAUCUCGACGCCCAUCGUUCCCACCAACAAGGAGCGCGAGCUUAUUGAUGACAGCGCACCUGACUUUGGGAUUGAAAUUCCUGAGAUAUUUGCAGAUGACCCACUUCUUGAACCAGCAAGCACCAAUUACACUGUCUCCCCAGACCAGCCAUUAUAUCCCUGGCCCUCAAAAGCACAUUUCACCACCUCCCUUCUCUUGAGUUCCCUGCGGCUUCUGUUCUCUGAAGCCCAAAAGAAGGCUGUUUUGAAUUGGGCCAAAGAACUUGGUAAGUGUCAGAGUUCCAUGCAGGAUCUCAUCGGUGAUCCCACUGAGAAGGUAACAUCUCACUCGGGAAAUGUAUUCUACAUCAAUAGUGUUGUGAAAGCAAUUGCAAAGGACUACGCCAAUCCCCUCACUCGCCUCACAAUGCAAGACUAUCAAGAGGAUGGCAGAAAGGGAAUGUCAGAAGUGUUCAAUGGGAAGAAGAUGCUGUUUGAUCUCCUGUCGCCACCAGCAGUUCAGGUGGACAGGACUGUGUAUUUUAUGGACAAAUUGUUACAGGAGUCAUCAGGAGGCUAUUUCAUCCCCAAACGAUUCUUUCUCGCUGCCGCUGAUGCCCCUACUGAUACUACCGAACCCUGUGAGCAGUCAGAGAAAGUCCUUUAUGCAUUGGGUCGAGCCAUUGAAUGGACGGAGGCUGGGUUCAUUGUUAGUGAUGGUGAGGAGAUCAUACCGACAUCUAUGUUUCUACGAUCAUUUGGAGACAUUGCCGCAACCUGCGGCGAGCUUGACUGUGGCCUUACGCCAUCUUCUGUCAAAUAUGCGUCGCUUUCACCCAAUCUGCUGCGAGAGAACUCAAAAGGUCAAAUGGUGCAUACUGUCCCCUUAAUUAUCUUCAUGGAUGAUUUGAUGCGAGCAAUGAAAGAGUCCAUUUCUGAUGCAGCACAAUCUGGUGUCAUAGUGUGGGAUUGUAAGUACAAUGAAGAGGUCAUGCUUGUCCCAUAUGUGCUAUUUCUCACUGGAGAUAAUCCAAUGCAAGCUGAAGAAUGCAGUCAUGCGGGACUUAGCUGCAACCAUUUUUGUAGGACGUGUGACAUUGGUGGAACAAAAGAAUAUAAGGAAUCGGAAGCUGGCUACAACGGCAUCUUUACAUCUGGUAAUCUACGAACCCCUGAGAAGACAAGUCAAGAAAUUCAACAGCAGUUUCAAAUGGCCUUCAAAUUGGAUGCUACAACAAAAAUUCAACAUUCAAAAUUGGUCGAACUUGGCAUGAAGCUUCGAAAAUGUACUGUGGGGUGUCAAUCAUUGCCCAAAAAUGAAGUUGAAGCCACCCUUCGAAAAGAAUUCAAAGAACUUUUGAAAGGUGAAUGGCUUGAUGACACUAUCAAUCCCUUACUCAGAAUGAAUGGCUUAGAUAUUCAUAUGGAUACCCCAACUGAGAUCCUUCAUACAAUACUCCUGGGUGUUAUGGCAUUUCUUCUUGAGAAAGCAAAGUUCUUCCAGAUCUUUCAGUACCGGCUCGAGUCCAUCGACAAGGAUGGCCUGAAUGCUCCUUGUCUAAAUGUUCUAUCUUAUCUUGAUGAACAUCCUGAACAAGCAAGGCUUCUAGGUAUACCAAACUCGAGUCACAGUCCUCCGAUACCUGGUUCGGGAAAAAUCGAAACUGCUACUGCCAUUGCAACAGGAAAGUCAGUGCGAAACAAUGUGGCCCCAUGGGAGACCACUUGUUGCGCAAAGAUUCUUGGGACUGUUCAGCCUGGAAGUAUGUAUUUUGCGGGCAAAUCAGUUGUGACAAGUGAAGGUGAAUACGCAUGUUUGAAUAGUUAUGUUAUAUUUCGACAGCCAAUGGACAAGAAGGCCACCCUCGAGCACAAACCAACCCCCAGUUUUUUUCUCAAUGUCUACUCUAUCCAUAACUACGAUCACAUCCAACGUGUUGUUCCCAUUGCACUUUGUGAGACACUGCUCCGGGUUACCAAUGUAGCUGAAAGAGUGGCAAAGAAAGGUGGAGACAAGCCUCAACUAGCAGGUAGUGGUGAUGGUGUGGAUGCUCAACCAUCUUUGGCGCCACCUUCUGCCUUUGAUCAUACUCCGACCAAACCACAGAAGCCUACACCCAAAGCCAAGGCAAAAGCAAGCACAGGUGGCAUGUCUGAGGCAGCACCUUCUCAGCAUUUGGGGGCAUUACAACAACAGCAAAUCGCCUUUGCACCACCAAUGGGGGCUCCUCUGCAACACUUUUAUUCACCUGCACCCCAACCAUACUAUCCUCCACAUCAGUCUUUCCCUCCACCCCUGCCAAUUCCUUCUCUUCCCCUCUUACACUCCUCACCUCUACUUCACCAAUCACCAUCCUAG